AUGUCAAUUAAUUUUGUGAAGCAUUUUACUUUUCUUUUAAUCAUAACGUUAGUUUUGUUAAUAUCUAAAACUGAAAGUGAAAUAAUUACUGUAACUUCAUAUUCUAGUACAACUAUUACAAUAGACCCUACUGAUACACAAUCAGAUAUCCCAUUACAAACAACCACCACUUAUACUAUAACACCAUCUCAACCAAUAACCACUACUUAUUUUACAACAUCAUCUCGACUAAUAACCGCCACCGCCACUUCCGAUACACCAACCCCAACCCCUGAUUCAUCAACCCCAACCCCUGAUUCACCAACCCUAACCCCUGAUUCACCAACCCCAACUGGUAAUGUAAAGCCAUCAGAAAUUUUAUGA
Messenger RNA from Diversispora eburnea, 363 nucleotides. Lineage: Eukaryota; Fungi; Glomeromycota; Glomeromycetes; Diversisporales; Diversisporaceae. The record is from the annotation of a GenBank genome assembly.